CAUUUGCCUCCCUUCUCCUUCCUCCGCACUUUGAAUUCACGCUGCGCCCGGCUUCCUCACCUCCGCCCCCGCCCAUGCAUGCGAAGCAGCAGUGCUUCCAUUACUUCCCAAUUACUCCUCUCGCUCUUUCUCCCACCCUCCUCCCUUCAAUUGUCAUUCUCGGUCCAUCACUCGAGCCUAGCACUAGCACCAGCAUCAUUUUCACCAACCUUCUACCCGUGCUCGGUAAUCUUCUCCCCGCGCGCGUUUCUUGGCUCGCCCCGGAAUUUCCAUCGCACCAACCACCGGCCACCUGCACCAUAUCUUUCUUUUUCUCUCUCGCCUCACCGUAAUCCUGAAUUUUCAUCGCGCCGACACCGACCGAGCCAUCCAUCCACCGCCCUCCACUUUCCCAGCGACCAAAUCCAAUCUUCGCAACCACAUUGCUGCGGCCCUGCUUCCCUUUUGCACCCGAUCAACUUCCUCUUCAUCCCCGCUCCCUUUCCGGCACCGCCGUGCCCAGCAUCUGGCCGUUUGCGCGGCACAGUCCGAUGGUCUUUGCGGCCUGAUUGCUCCGGGCCCGGCCAGAGAUCCACCAGUUCGGGAGGAGCAAGAAGCUGCAGGCUGGUGGCAGCUCCCAUAAAUGGCGGACUCGGAGCUGUCCCGUAGCACGGUGGUGUUCGGGCUCCGCUUGUGGGUGCUCCUCGCCAUCGCCGUCGGCGCCGCCUCCGCGCUGCUCCUUGUCCUCCUCUCCGUCCUCUGCUUCCUCGGCUCACGGCGGCGCCGGCCAACCACCCCCGCCCACCACCUCCCCACGUCCGCGCCUCCGAGUAAGGAUGCCAGGAAGGUCAACGCGCCCGAGGGCAUCCAAGAAGCCCCCUCCCACGCCGCCGCGAAGAUGCCUCUGGCGCGGGUGCUGCAGUCCCCCAUAACGCCGCCGCCGUCGGUCAAGGAGCAGCGCGUGGCGUACCCGGAGCAGCCCCCGCACCACAGCCACCGGAGCAGCGGGAUGCCAUCGUCGCAGGGCAGCACCUGCGAGAGCGGGGACGGCGCGGCCCCGGCGCACCACGCGCCCAAGGCGGCGCCGGAGGUGUCCCGCCUCGGGUGGGGCCACUGGUACACGCUCGAGGAGCUGGAGACGGCGACGGAGAUGUUCGCCGACGAGAACGUGAUCGGCGAGGGCGGGUACGGGAUCGUGUACCACGGCGUGCUCGAAGACGGCACGCAGGUCGGCGUCAAGAACUUGCUUAACAACAGGGGGCAGGCGGAGAAAGAAUUCAAGGUUGAGGUCGAAGCAAUUGGCCGUGUUCGGCACAAGAACCUUGUGCGCCUUCUAGGAUACUGUGCCGAGGGGAAUCAGAGGAUGCUUGUGUACGAGUAUGUUGAUAAUGGCAACUUGGAACAAUGGCUCCACGGGGAUGUUGGACCUGUAAGUCCCCUUACAUGGGAACACAGGAUGAAGAUCAUAUUAGGGACGGCAAAAGGGUUAAUGUAUUUGCAUGAGGGGCUUGAGCCGAAGGUGGUUCACCGGGACGUCAAGGCAAGCAACAUCCUUCUUGAUAAGCACUGGAAUGCUAAGCUCUCCGAUUUCGGACUUGCGAAACUCUUAGGCCCAGAGCGGAGUUACGUAACUACACGAGUUAUGGGAACUUUCGGGUAUGUUGCUCCGGAGUAUGCGGGGACUGGGAUGUUAAACGAAACAAGCGAUGUAUAUAGUUUUGGGAUUCUUAUCAUGGAAAUAAUAUCUGGUAGAGUACCAGUGGAUUAUAACAGGCCACCCGGAGAGGUAAACUUAGUUGACUGGUUGAAGACAAUGGUGAGCACCAGAAACUCUGAGGGGGUUGUGGAUCCAAAGAUGCCCCAGAAGCCUGCCUCUAGAGCAGUGAAGAAAGCUUUGCUCGUGGCGUUGCGAUGUGUGGAUCCUGAUGCUUCCAAGAGGCCAAAGAUUGGACAGAUCAUUCACAUGCUUGAAGUUGAGGAUUUCCCCUACAACAGAGAUGAACGUCGAGGCGGUAGAGCUCCAACGAAGGCAAGGUUGCCCGGGAAACCGACUAACGGAAUAGACGAUGGUGAAAUUGACAACAGUGGGGACAACCACGACCAACCUUUCAGAUGGAAAAAUACAGUGGCCUAGGUACUUGUUCGGUUACCAAGUUAUGUGGAACCCCAUGUUGUAAAUAGGGACAAUACCUGGUGAAGCUGCAAAAUGUCAUUAUUUUAGUGUGAUUCACGGAGAACAUCACAUCGAAUGUAUAUGUCAUCAAAGGAAAGUAGUAGUAAUCCCUGAUUAUUUAUCCAAUUGGAGAUGUUUUUACAUGAUAAUGCCAUGAUCUUUUAAGUUAACAACAAAAUGUUAAAGCCCUCAGACGGCCUUUGGUUAAAAA
Molecule: messenger RNA, 2363 nt
Organism: Triticum dicoccoides
Lineage: Eukaryota; Viridiplantae; Streptophyta; Magnoliopsida; Poales; Poaceae
Product: probable serine/threonine-protein kinase At1g01540
Exons: 7
Coding region: 623-2113 (496 amino acids)
Biological process (GO): protein phosphorylation
Molecular function (GO): ATP binding; protein kinase activity
Source: RefSeq, a predicted model, not a curated record